UUCCUCGUGAUGACAGCAAAUGACAGUUAGCAGUGUUCGCCUGUGCAGGAGCCAGAGUGAGACGACCAUCCGCCAACAGACACCUCUCCUUCGACAAAUCUCAUGAUCAGCGACAUUUAGAGAAACUGUGAUCGCUCGGUUCACAUUAACCACACUCGUCCUUUGCCUCUCUGCCUGCCUGAGCUGGUGAAGAUGGUGAAGCCAGACAUCCAUACUCUGGCCCAUCACCUGAAGCAAGAGCGGCUUUAUGUGGCCUCAGAGAAGCAGCUGAUCCAGAGGCUCAAUGGUGACGUUCUGAAGACGGCUGAGAGGCUGUACCGGGCUGCCUGGAUUGCCAAGCAGCAGAGGAUCAACCUUGAUCGCCUCAUUCUCACCAGUGCGGAGGCCUCUCCAGCUGAAUGCUGCCAACAUGCCAAAGUGCUGGAGGACACGCAGUUUGUUGAUGGCUACAAGACUCUGGGCUUCCAGGAGAGCAUCUAUGGAGAGUUUCUGGCCAGGAUAAGAGAGAACCCCAGACUGGUGGCAUCCUGCCUGGUGGCCGGAGAGAGGCUGAAUCAGGAGCACACCCAGGGGGUCAUCCAUACUGUCUUCACUUCACUUUAUGGCAACUGCAUCAUGCAGGAGGAUGAGAGCUACCUGCUGCAGGUAUUGCGCUACUUGAUAGAGUUUGAGCUGAAGGAGAGUGACAACCCUCGGCGUCUGCUGCGACGAGGAACCUGCGCCUUCAGCAUCCUUUUCAAGCUCUUCUCUGAAGGCCUCUACUCUGCCAAGCUCUUCCUCACUGCCACCCUGCAUGAGCCCAUCAUGCAGCUCCUAGUGGAGGACGAAGACCACCUGGAGACGGACCCAGCCAAGGUGACGGAGCGCCUCACUCCAGCCCAGCAGGAACGCUUCGGGGAGAAGGGCUCUGAGGGCUACAGGCAGAGGGUGCAGGCGGUUGUGGAGGCCAAUGAGGCCAAGUUGGUAGCUCUGGUCAACAAGUUUAUCGGUUACUUGAAGCAAAACACCUACUGCUUUCCCCACAGCCUGCGCUGGAUUGUGUCCCAAAUGUACAAGACACUGUCGUGCGUGGAGCGUCUCGAGGUGGGUGAGGUGCGCACCAUGUGUACAGACCUGCUGUUGACAUGCUUCAUCUGCCCAGCUAUUGUCAACCCGGAGCAGUACGGUAUCAUCUCAGAUGCCCCCAUCAAUGAGGUGGCCCGCUUCAACUUAAUGCAGGUGGGGCAACUUCUGCAACAGCUGGCCAUGGCCGAUGAUGAUGGAGACCCCAGGCGAAAAAGCAGUUUGUCCAAAUUUGAUAAAAGUUGUGUAGCAGCAUUUCUGGAUGUGGUGAUUGGAGGAAGAGCAGUGGAGACUCCACCCAUGUCAUCAAUGAACCUUCUAGAAGGCCUCAGCAGGACUGUGGUCUAUAUGACACAUAAUCAACUAAUAGCGCUGGUGGACUUUGUGCGCAGUGUGAUGCCAGGGGACCACCUUCGGGAGGAGGAGCGCAUGGCUCUGGAGACACUGCUAGCCAACGUGCCUCAGUCCCGAACAGUGAAGAGCAACAGUCUGGAGCUCACCCCCUCCAACACACCCCAGCUCUCCCCAGCCACUACUCCUGCCAACAAGAAGAACAGACUCCCCAUAGGACAACACUUAGCAGCUAUAACAUCCUGGGACCCCACAGCCACCACUCUGUCUGCUCACAUUCCAUUAGUAACCCCUUUUGCAGCCGCUCGUAGUCGCAGCCGUACCAACAUAGCCCAGGAGGGGGAGACAGAGGCCAGCUCCCAAGAGUCCAUACAAGAGGUGAUGCCAGAGGAAGUGCUGGUGAUUUCACUGGGAACCGGCCCUCAGACUGUCCCUGGGAUGAUGUCAGAGAAUGAGGUUUUGAACCUGCAGAUGGCUGAUGGGGCCCAGGGGGAUGCCCCUGCUGAUGACACUAAGCUGCACGGGAAACCAGACAAAACCCUGCGUUUCUCCCUCUGCAGUGACAACCUGGAGGGCAUCUCAGAGGGUCCAUCCAACCGUUCUAAUUCGGUGUCAUCUUUGGACCUGGAAGGAGAGUCAGUCUCUGAGCUGGGAGCUGGACCAUCCGGGAGCAAUGGCGUGGAGGCUUUGCAGCUUUUGGAGCAUGAGCAAGCCACCACCCAGGACAACUUGGAUGAUAAACUGCGCAAGUUUGAGAUCAGAGACAUGAUGGGCCUUACAGAUGACAGAGACAUCUCUGAGACCGUUAGUGAAACCUGGAGCACUGAUGUACUCGGCAGUGACUUUGACCCCAACAUGGAUGAAGAUCGGUUGCAGGAAAUAGCAGGGGCAGCUGUGGAGAACAUGCUAGGCAGCCUGCUGUGUCUUCCUGGCUCGGGUUCAGUACUGUUGGAUCCCUAUGGAUCCACUAUCUCAGAGACCACCAGCGAGGCCUGGAGUGUGGAGGUCCUGCCUAGUGACUCAGAGGCCCCAGACCUGAAGCAGGAGGAGCGCCUGCAGGAGUUGGAGAGCUGCUCGGGGGUUGGUAGCACCUCAGAUGACACAGAAGUCAGAGAGGUCAGCUCCAGACCCAGCACACCAGGCCUCAGCGUUGUCUCAGGUAUCAGCGCAACCUCAGAAGACAUUCCCAACAAGAUCGAAGACCUGCGGUCAGAGUGCAGCUCAGACUUUGGAGGGAAGGACUCUGUGACCAGUCCAGAUGGGGAGGAGGCAGGCCACGGAGCGCACCAUCUGACAUCUCCGCCCUCGCAGGCCGACUCCUUACUGGCCAUGUUCGAUCCCCUCUCCUCUGGCGAAGGCUCCUCCACUGGAACCAUAGUGAGGCCUAAAGUGCACUAUGCCAGACCCCCUCACCCUCCCCCCGACCCUCCCAUCCCCGAAGCCUGUGCCCUGGGGCAGGAGCCCCGCCACUCUCUCUUCACUCCCCACUGCUUGGCACAGGCUGAGCUGGAGCACACCAAGCAGCGCCACUCCUUCCCUGACAGGCUGGUCCGUAGCCGUAGCUCUGACAUCGUGUGCCCCGGCCGCAGGCCCACAAGCGACCCUGGCCUUAACCGGCGGGCAGCGGUUGAAGAGCGUGACCCUGCUGGAGCCUUCGCCUUAGGGCCAUCCUCAUCUCCCAGCAAGGACUCCCUGAAAGGAGAGGUUGAGGACAGGAAAGACAGUGAUGAUGAGAAGUCUGAUCGCAACAGACCAUGGUGGAAGAAACGUUUUGUGUCAGCCAUUCCUAAAGUGCUUUAUUGGACGGCUGAGAGUGAAGUCCCAGCUCCAAUAGCAGCCUUUCGGAAAAGGGACAAGCAGGAGAAAGAUGAUCUGGCCCAUGAGCGUGUCCCACAAGGUUUGUCAGAUGACCCGCUGCCCAGGCAGAACUGUCAAGCCCAGGCAGCUGAAGAUAUCCUGGAUAAGUACAGGAAUAUCAAGAGGACGAGCCCCAGUGAUGGAGCCACAGCUGGAGCUGCCUAUGAUGCUGCAGGAGAUCUGUGUGUUGAGGAGAGUGUGCAUGACUCUCCCAGAGAUGAUGCCUUGCAGAACAUUUCUGCGGACGACCUGCCAGACUCGGCCAGCCAAACAGCACAGCAGCAUGACUCCAAGUUCUCUUUCAGUGAUGCCAAGAAGAAGUUGAGAUUGGCCUUAUGUUCUGCGGACUCAGUGGCAUUGCCCAUCAUGACUCCUGCCACCACAAGAAAUGGGCUUCCUGACCACACAGACCCUGAAGACAAUGAGAUCGUCUGCUUCCUGAAGGUCCAGCUAGCAGAGGCCAUCAACCUCCAGGAUAAGAACCAGAUGGCCCAGAUCCAGGAGACCACACGCUGUGUUAGCCGCUUCGACGCACGCACCUGCAGGAAGCUGCUGGCUGCCAUAGCAGAGGAUUACAGGAAGCGGGCGCCGUACAUAGCCUAUCUGACCAGGUGUCGUCAAGGCCUGCAGACGUCCCAGGCUCAUCUGGAGAGGCUCCUCCAGAGAGUGCUGAGGGACAAGGAGGUGGCCAACCGCUACUUCACCACUGUUUGUGUUCGGCUGCUUCUUGAACACAUGGAGGCCAAGAUGCUGGAAUUCAUUAAGGCGUUCCAGGGGUGCACAGCAGCCGAUGACAAGACGGCCGCAGUGGAGGAUUUUCUGCGCUACUUGUACGGUGCCAUGGCCCGUGAUGCCAUCUGGCAGUAUGCUAGCGAAGACCAGCUGCAGGACGCCCAGAUGGCUAUUGAGCGCAGUGUUAUGAACCGCAUCUUCAAACUGGCCUUCUACCCCAACCAGGACGGGGAUAUUCUCAGAGACCAACUUUUCCAUGAACAUAUCCAGCGGCUCUCAAAAGUUGUAACGGCCAAUCAUAAAGCUCUUCAAAUCCCAGAGGUUUACCUGAAGGAGGCUCCCUGGCCCUCUGCACAGUCUGAGAUCAGGACCAUCAACGCCUACAAGACACCUCGAGACAAAGUUCAGUGCAUACUGCGCAUGUGUUCCACCAUCAUGAACCUCCUGAGUCUGGCCAAUGAAGACUCUGUGCCUGGAGCAGAUGACUUUGUCCCUGUGCUAGUCUUUGUGCUCAUAAGGGCAAACCCGCCCUGCCUGCUGUCCACCGUUCAGUACAUCAAUAAUUUCUACGCCAGCCGGCUGAGUGGGGAGGAGUGCUAUUGGUGGAUGCAGUUCACCGCGGCGGUGGAAUUCAUUAAGACCAUCGACGAUCGCAAGUGAAGCAGAACAGCCACCUGUAUGGGCAGACUGCGGGGGAAGGAGCCGGGAGACUGGGAGACGUCCCAACCAACUGCUCCCUCUGCACAGCUCAGAAAACCUGGCCCUCAGCCUGCUCUCUAUUUGUAUAGCUUGUACAUAGCCAGAGACGUUGAAAGAUUACAAAGUAUAUAUGAUUACUGUAUGUAUGUGGACAAAUCCAGGUUUUGGCCAUGGCGGAAAAAGGCCUUGGGAAUUAAUGGCAAGAUGUUAAGUUCAGCUGAUUUGGAUUUUUUCCUUUUAUCUCUUUGUCUUUUCAUUCAUGGUGACGUUUUGGCAUCUGUAUUAGGAAUUUUAUAUCCAAGGUUAUCGUAAUAACAUUAAAUCAACACAAAAGAUAAUCUGAUGAAAAGGGACCACGCUUCCUUGAUGUGAUCACUGAUUUUCUUUUCUCCUGGAAUCGGUUUUCCAAUUGAGAGGGAAGGGCUUCCAAGUUAAAUUACGCGAUCUAAUGUUCAUUAAAUGCAUUGUAACCUGGGGAUUUACAGUGAUGCUUACUGAGUUGGUGACUCGUGUAUGUUGAGAUCAAUUCAUAAAAAAGCAUCCCACUCAUGUUAGUACAUCAAACAGUAGGGCAGCUUAUUUUCAUGAAAUGUUGGUCAUUCACUCUAUCCUACUUCCAAAUACGUCUGUCAGUGACAAUUCGAACAUGAGGGCCCACAUAUUUAAACAAAAUAAAAUGUAUUUAUUUCUGUAAUUCUAUUUAAUGCUUUGUUUAUCUUGCUUUUAAGAAUGAAAGUGCAUAUCACGCCCAUUUAAGAUGUCUGAAGCAAGUAUUGAAAUUGGAAUACACUUGCUAGAAAGGCUUCAACAUGGAAGGCACCUUAGCAAGGAGUAGCCCACAGGUGGCGAAGCUGGGCGAUUGCCGCAGUUAAGAUACAGGGUCAUAACUGAGUAGCUCAUGCACAGUUGGAGUAGCGAUGGUGUUUUGGGAAAUAAUUGAAAAUAGUGCCUUUGAGGUGGGGCGCUCUGUACAGGUAGUUAUUUUUGUUUUUGUUUUUUUUUUUCCAAGUUUCCCUCUUGAGUUUUCCAUUUGUGUUUUUAACCCAGCAUAGAUGGGACAUUAUCCACCCACGCCGCCCCCCUAAUCUCUAAUGGGCCAACGACGUCUCACUGAGAAACCUUUGUCUAACCCUUGCUGCAGGAAGAUGAGCAUCACCAUAUUAGAUUGUGAUGGCUCGGUCCCUUUAAUGCACUUGUGUACUGGGUUCGAACAAUAUCCCCUUUGAUACUCUAGAUCCUACCUCAGAGUUGAAACCAAUGAGCCUGAUAUCUCGGUCUGCACAUAGUAACUGUCUUACAUUGGUUGACAACGGAGUACUGGAUCAUAUUUUGCACUGGUCAAAGGUUUGCUGUAGAUUGAACACCUUUUCAUAGUAAUACAACGGGGCAUGUUAAGAAAGAAGGCUAGAUAUUGACCUGCUGUGAUGCUUGUUAUGGUCGAGUCAUUCUUAAAUAACACAAGCCUUUGUUAGUGAACAAAGACAUUUUAGGGUUAGUUUUCUGAUCGUAUUACUGAGAUACUACAUGUGUCAGUAUGGGCAGACUAGUGAACUAUUGGAUUAGCUCUCUACCUCCUCAUAAGUUCAAGAAAGGGACUCAUGUUUAUGUGCACUUAUUUUUCGUUACUUUGUUUUUCAAAUUUGGCGUGCUGUGAUAUCCCAGUGUCAUAGUAUCCUUCCAAAUAUUAAACAAGCAUGUCUGUAUUUAUCCAGAAUUACUAAAACUCUUUUCUCUUGAAAUCCUCUGCUUCUUUUUUGUGUGCACAUGUGCCACAUGUAUCAUAGUUUAAAUAAUCUUACUUUUCACAGUAAAUGACCUGACAGCACAAUACACAGUAGGAUAGUAGGAUAAAAGAGAAAUAAUCAACACUAUUGACCCGUUACUGACUUGCAGUGUAUGAUAAGUGGUCAGUGUAGUCCAUGAGCAAGGUUUGUCUAGUGAGUGUGUGAGAAGAUGGUAUAGUGAGUGCGAUUGGAUGACCCUCUGCCUCCUCUUGCAUGAUGUCAUUGGUCUGUACAUUCUCAAUCAUGAUAAACAGUACAAUAGGAUUAGUAUCUGCCUCAGGCCAGUAAUUGAAACUGCAAGAGGAUGCCAAGCUUUCUUUCUUGUGUCCAUGAUACUUGCAUAUCAAAGCUCAACGAUUUAUUUUGCACAAAACAAAAUGUCUUCUGAAGAUUUGACAUGCAGCAGUACGUCUCAAAAUGUCACGACCUCUGGCUUUGACAAAUAGAGUCAUAAACAUAUUGUAAUUGAGAUAUUGUAAUUAUUUGGGUAGUGAAGCUAAGGACCUGACUGUUAACUCUUUGUCUAUUCAAGGUGAUAAACACUGACAUUUACAGACAUUGUUACAUCUGCAAAAUGUUUUUGUUGUAUCACUCUACGAUUAUAUAUAUAUACAUAUAUAUGCACCUGGUUUGUUGAGGUACCUUAUGUAUGUGCAGUAUACAGUAUACUUCCCUACGGAUUCUGUGUAAUCAAUUUGAAGAGAAAACCAUGCACUGGAAAAUCAAGUUGCAGGUUGCAUCUAUACUAAUUAUGUUUAUGUGAUGUCACUUUAAUUAGAAAUACAUACAGACCAAAUCUGAUGAAAUUAUUUGGACCUGGCUUGUUUCAAUGUUUCCUCAUGAUAGCUGGCCACAGCUAUUAAUGACCCGAGUGAAGUACUGUUCAUAACAGCGAGUUAUCCGUACACAGGAGAGCACUUUGAGGUGAAGGUCAACUACAUGGCAGUGAUAGCAGCUGUAACUUGGCAUUGAUUGUAUGCAAACCACUGGGCAGAUGUUAUUACAGCGGCGAAUAAGAGCAGACGGAGUAAAGACAUCUGUCCUUUUAAAGCUUUACAAUCCUGCUCUGCAUCCCUGUACAACAGACUCGAGAGGCUGAGCAGACAAGAAUGAGUUUUCCAUCUAUCUCAUGUCUGAUUUUACAUUGACUUGUAAGCUUGCACAAUUAUGACAUGCGGGGAAAGCCGAUUUGUCUUUACUGUGAUUAAUGCAUUAUGUAAUUCUUAAUUCUAAAAACAAUAAAAGAAGCAGAAGUUUU
Myripristis murdjan (pinecone soldierfish) is the source of this 7743-nucleotide messenger RNA. It is a transcript of the gene gapvd1, whose product is annotated as GTPase activating protein and VPS9 domains 1. Gene Ontology annotation, cellular component: cytosol; endocytic vesicle. The coding region runs from base 193 to 4662 and encodes 1489 amino acids. Gene Ontology annotation, biological process: regulation of GTPase activity; vesicle-mediated transport. Lineage: Eukaryota; Metazoa; Chordata; Actinopteri; Holocentriformes; Holocentridae. Gene Ontology annotation, molecular function: small GTPase binding; guanyl-nucleotide exchange factor activity. The transcript has 29 exons. The record is from RefSeq and is a predicted model, not a curated record.